AUGGCCCCUGCCGCUUCCAAUACGGCGAAUGCCUCGCCCGCCAAAAAGACCUCCGCCCCCGAAAAGAAAUACAAGUGCCAGUUUUGCAAUCGCGCCUUCAGCAGAAGUGAGCACCGGAGUAGACACGAGCGAUCGCACACAAAAGAACGCCCCUUCAAGUGCCUAAAAUGCAGAAGUACAUUUGUGCGCCGAGACCUUCUCCUUCGACAUGACCGAACUGUUCACGCCAAAGAUGGCGGGGUACCACUAGUUUCAGAAGGUCGUCGUCGCGGGGGUGCAGGUGUUCGCAAGGCCGCCUCUCCUGCUCCCGCUAAGCCUUCAAUCACCAUCGAUCCUGCUACGCUGGAGCAAAUAGAAGCAAGCAGUGACGGUAUGGUCGACAUUCAAGCGGCAGCAAUGCUGAUGACAGAUUUCCAACAUAAGGCUGCCGCGGCCGCCACUGGUCAGAUCACUGACUGCGCAGAGUCGGAUCGCUCAUUUUCCCCUGGUCGUGGUCCCCUCCUCGAACCCUCUGUGUCUUAUCUCUCGGGUAAUGCGACGUUGCCUCAGAUGCCUUGGGAUUCACUAGUUUCACCUGCAGAUUCAAAGCAUCACAUAAUGUCUCCCUUUACAUCUCAGGACGCUAGCUCGGUGGACCGACAUGUGAACGAUUCGCUCGCGCCUUCGCUCCACUCCUUGGUCAACUCGCUGCCAGUCUCAGGCAACUCCACUCCCAAUGCGUUGUCCCCGUAUCCCUCAAUGACGGGGCCUGUUAGUCCCGUCAAUUAUCGCAGAUCUCCCGGCCCCAGCCAAGCUCUGACGCUACCCAAGGCCCCUCAGGUUGCUGGCGAGAUGGAGCGCAACAUCAUCGCCGAACGUAUUCGGAAUGCGGACGGCCUGGGUGCGCUUCUGGACUCAUUCCAACUUCCGUCGACUGCUGCUCUCAACAAGUAUCUGUCGACUUAUUUCAACUUGUACCAUCACCAUCUUCCUUUCUUGCAUCAGGAGUCUUUCAAGCCCGCUUCUACAUCGUCGCCACUCUUGCUUGCAGUUCUCUCCAUCGGUGCUCUGUACACGUUUGAACGUCAGCAUGCAUUCAUGCUUCACGUUGGAUCGAAGAUGCUGGUCAAUCAGUUCCUCCAGCACAAGGACAACUUUGAUUCAAGAAAGUGCCCUCUUUGGGCCAUGCAAAGCACUCUCCUGAAUAUGAUCUUCGAGAGCUGGAGUGGCGAUCCAAAAGGUCUUGAAUGGACCUGCUCUAUCAAGAGUCUUCUUGCCAAUAUGGUCGCUGGAAAUCGUUAUCAGUUGAAACUUCGCACUGAAGCUCGCGAGGGUGCUCCAACCAGAGAGGAAUGGAUCGAGGAUGAGUCGUGUCGUCGGACCUAUUAUGCUGUGUACAUAUUCUUUGGCAUGCUCACCUUGACUUUCAACCACACCCCAGCAAUGAGUUUUGAUGAAUUUGACAACUUGGAGCUCCCCUCCUCUGAAUCGUUGUGGAACCUUGACACUUGUGAUGACGAGGCAUGGCGUAGGAGUUUGGCUGCUUCCAACUCCAUGACGGUCCGCGAAGCCCACGACUGCCUCUUCCAGGGUGAGCAAACACGCUACAGUGCGUUCGCCACGCGUGUCUUGAUCAAUGCCUUGUUUUUGCAAGUCUGGAACCACAAGCGGAGCUUCGAAGCUCUUCAAGACGUAGUCACUGAGUACAAGCUCCGCUUGGCCUUGGAGACAUGGGAGAACUCGCUCGAAGUUUGCGAACCUGAGACCAUCGUGGUACCCGUCAGCACCCCCCAGAACGGCCAUCCCCUGAUCUUCAACUCGAUGGCUGUGUAUCGCAACACUCGUGCACGCCUAGAGGUUGACCUGAAGUCUAUUCAAGAAGCCCUACGUUACCACUCGUCCUAUGAGGUUGCUGCUGCUAUGACGGUUGCUCGCGAAAAGGUCAAGCGCUCCCAGGAGAUGAACAAGGUUAUUCAAUCAUGCUUCGAAUGCAUUGAGAUCGCAGCCAUUCGAGGAAUUAAUUGGGUUGCCAAGACCUCCGCCACAAACUGGAGCGUCGAGCACCCGCUCUGUGGUCUGGAUUUGAUGGUGAUUCUCAGCCUCUGGCUCUACCGCCUGGAACAUGACGAGGAGCCGGCCACUGAGGCGGAGAUGGCCAUUUACAAUAAGGUUCGGAAUUUGUUCGACGACGAUGCCGUCGACUCGUGUGGUAAACUCAGUUCCACCGUCGCUCGUGUAUGGGGUAAUAUCCUAGACGGUGUGGUGGUUUGGGGAAUUACCAAGCUCAUGGGCGAGUCGUUCAAACUUCAUUCCCAGGCCCUAGUUGGCUAUGAGGACUCUCUGCGAGUCGCCAAGGACCAACCUAUCCAUGCAGUCCCCACGAAAACACUGGCCAGUGUAGGCACAGCUUACUAA
Messenger RNA from Aspergillus ochraceoroseus IBT 24754, 2394 nucleotides. RefSeq names its product C2H2-type zinc finger protein. The coding region runs from base 1 to 2394 and encodes 797 amino acids. Gene Ontology annotation, biological process: DNA-templated transcription; regulation of transcription by RNA polymerase II. Gene Ontology annotation, molecular function: zinc ion binding; RNA polymerase II cis-regulatory region sequence-specific DNA binding; DNA-binding transcription factor activity, RNA polymerase II-specific. The record is from RefSeq and is a predicted model, not a curated record. The transcript is spliced from 4 exons. Gene Ontology annotation, cellular component: chromatin. Lineage: Eukaryota; Fungi; Ascomycota; Eurotiomycetes; Eurotiales; Aspergillaceae.